AUGUACAACUCUACCAUGCAAGACGACGAGCUCGAGCUCUGGCUGCCGAGGGACACUGACACCCAUAUCCUCUACGAUACAGCACAGCUCUCCCAUGACUGCCUGGAUGACUAUCUGCAGGGGUUUGAGAUCGAUGAUCUUCUGGACAACACCCUGCAAAGUGUGCAGCACCACAGCGAGGCCCUCUACAACGGACCCAGCAUUCACGCCGCAUUGAGUAAUAGCGUGAAGCAGGAGGAACCAGAAUACGAUCAAGGCUUGAUACGGCAGAUGCUGAUCGAGCAGGAGGCAGGACAGCAGGAGGCGGGUGAGCAGGAGGCGAUCAUGCAGGAAGAGAGCGUCCGCACGCGGGUGGGCAUCGAAGAGUACCAGCUCGUACUGGACAAGGAGGAGUCCAAGCGUCUCGAGCAUCGCUUCAUCGAGAUGGCCUUGGCUAGAGGAGGGGGCGUGACGAUGGAGGAGAUCGACUACUCCGGCGAUGGCAAGCAGCUGGCGGUGGAGGGGAGACGGAUGGUGUACAUGCGCGAGGGCAGACAUUUCCACCUGUGCGGAUUGACGGUCGUGGUCACACCACGCAAGCCAGGGUCUGUGCCGGACAUGGAGGACAUCCACACGAGCUUCAACGAGGUCGCUCGCGACGUGAAGCUGGCAGUGCAGCAGUGCGGGAAGGAGAAGAGGGCGCACGACAUGAGCCGGUCGGACUACAGCAACGACGUGACGAACAUGAUGCUGCAGGCUGGGCUGAUGACGGGGACCACCAAGCGCAAGGGAGACAACCUCAUCAACGACUUCAAGGCGUCCAUGUACCUGGACGAGCGAGACAGGCAAUACAAGGUUGCUCUCAAGUACUGCCAGGAGGCAGUGGCCAAGUACAAGCAGAUCACCGACAAGGCGAGGGAGCGGUCGCAGAAGAGGAGAGAUGCGAAAAGGAACGAGCAGGAGGAGAGGGGAGGCAAGCGCGCUCGGGCUGCGUUAGACCGAGAGAUGUGA
Guillardia theta CCMP2712 is the source of this 990-nucleotide messenger RNA. RefSeq lists its product as hypothetical. The transcript has a single exon. NCBI's taxonomy places the organism in Eukaryota, Cryptophyceae, Pyrenomonadales, Geminigeraceae. The record is from RefSeq and is a predicted model, not a curated record. Bases 1 to 990 code for a protein of 329 amino acids.